AUGCCCACUGCCGGCCACGCCCGAAAUGCCCGGCUGUUCGGUAUCGCUCAUCACACCUUGACGGCCCUUCGGGAAUUGGUGCCUUCGCGAUUCUUCGAGUCGGUGGCCACCGAUCAGGUGCAGAACACCCUGAAGCAAGCCCAAGCGGCCGUCGUCAUGCCGAUCUUCACCAACCUCCAGAGCGCCCUUUCAAAGGCCCUCAUCGCCGCCUGUAUUCAGGGAGAAGGCGAGAGCCAACUCCUCGCCGUCAGCCAGGCGGCUGCUCAUCUCAGUCGCCAGUUUUUCUCCCUUUUCGGGGCGGGCCAGCUCCAGGGUCACCUCCGGGAGUUUUGCAGCUCUGCGCUGCGGUUCUUCUUGUCCGCGGCCGCUUUGUCACGGUCUCCGCUCCGCCAAGAGCUGACGACCCUCGAAAGCCUCCUGCAAAGCAUCGACCCCGACUAUGCCUCCCACCUCCGCUAUGAGGCAUCCGUCCUGAAGGAGUUCGCGAAGCUUCUGAGCAGCACAGCUGUGGAGUCCCAAGACUUCGAGGAGCUCGCCAACGUCAUCCCCUUGCAUCUGCUGCUCACCUUCCUGCUCCAUCGGCUAAAGGUUCCGAGCCUGCCGGAGUUCUUGGGGCAGUCGCCAGCGCAGUAUCUCGAAGCAGCUGUGCAGCUAUGGGACGAGAAGCCACGGGCACUGGAGGCCUUCAAGGCCAACGUCGCCAAUCUCUCCGACAAGUACAACCUGGACCCCACCGAGUCGCCCCUAGUGAUUGAGCGCUACAGCACAAAUCUCAGAGCAGGUCUGAACACUGCGGAUGCCGAUAAGAAGCUGAAGGAGGAUGGACUGAACGAGCUGCACAAGCCACCCAAGCCAACGUUGCUGAUGCUCUUCAUCAUGCAGCUGCUGGGGUUUAUCAUCAUCCUCCUCAUCAUUGCGGCUGUGGCAUCUAUGGCUGUGAAUGCGACGGGAACUCGGGCCGAAGAUCCCUUGUCCUACACCACCGGCAUCGCGAUUUUCGUGAUUGUGCUCCUCAACGCGGGCAUUGCUGCAUGGACUGAGCACAAAGCCGGAGAUGCGCUGGAGGCGCUCUCCAAGAUGACCCAAGCAGCGAUCUAUGUGGUUCGAGAUGGGCAUCCUGGCAGCAAGAUGGAGGUCGUUGUCAAGUUCAUGGUCAGCGGCUGUGUUAUCAGCAAGACUGUCCCAGUGCCCUAG
Messenger RNA from Symbiodinium necroappetens, 1194 nucleotides. NCBI's taxonomy places the organism in Eukaryota, Dinophyceae, Suessiales, Symbiodiniaceae. The record is from the annotation of a GenBank genome assembly.